Molecule: messenger RNA, 2928 nt
Organism: Ilex paraguariensis (yerba mate)
Lineage: Eukaryota; Viridiplantae; Streptophyta; Magnoliopsida; Aquifoliales; Aquifoliaceae
Source: the annotation of a GenBank genome assembly
AUGAAGCCUCAAGAUUACAAGCUUCAAAGUGCUUCGGGGAUUGAAGAAUUUAAGAACCUUCUUGUUGUCUUAUAUUCCUUUCUUGCCGCAAAUGCAUUCCCACUUACUUUAGCAUGUGUUGCCUUGUUGCUGGUAUAUAAUGAAGGAAACAACUUUCAUAAUGAGGUGGAAGAUGAAUUUGAUGUGUUGGAGGAGAUCAAACAGAAAUUGCGACUCAAAUCUGUAUUCAAUGGCUUCGAUGAAGACAAUAUACCUUCUUUGGUUUUUGACUGGAGUAUCCAAGGACAUGACUGUUCAACUGGUACCUAUGAAAGUGAAGAUUAUGCUACGAAAAAGAAUCUAAAGGGCUUGAAUCAGAUUAUCAGCGGAAAAAUGGGCAAGGUCAAUAAAAUGGUGGUACGAGUUGGAGUUUCUCCUUCAGAGACUAAGCAACAGAAGUGUCAUGGAAGCCAUAUCCAGUCAGGAGAGUUCGGUUAUGUUUCUAAUUUGAGAUGUGAGUCUAUUCAUUCAGUUUAUCCGGUUCUUGAGGAGGAAAGAGCUUUUGUAGUGGUUGAACAUCAAGAGUAUCUUUUGAAGUUUUGGCAAAAAGCUCUGAACCCCUUGACAUGGACAGAAAUAUUGCAUCAAGUGUUGGUUGCUGCUGGUUUUCGUUCAAAACAUGGUACAUUGCCUAGGGAACCUCCCAACAAGUUUGGGCUUUUCCACAAUGUUCUGCCUAUUGUCAUAUGGUUGCCAACUGUUCUGGUAUAUGAAAUAGGAAUGGAUGUUUUUGAUGUAAGGAGUUAUUUUGGAAAGAGAGACAAUGCCUUCAGAGUUCAGGAUAUGAUGCUACUAUAUCUUUACUAUUUCUGUUUCGUUACAUCUGCAAGUGUUUGUUGUGCUCUAUCUGGAUUUGCCUCUAUGCAUGAAUUCGACCUUAUGGCGAAGUAUGGCUUAAGCCCUGGUACGUUGAAGGGUGAAUUGUUCAGUAUUUUGUUACUGCAAGGAAAUAAUGGGUUGAAAGUUUCUGAGUUGGCAGUGUCUUUCUCGAUUGCCCAAUUGAAUCUUGCAUCUCAAACCCAUGAGUUGGAACUAUUAAUAAGCUCGACGCUUUCGAGUGAUGUUACGUUAUUUGAAAGGAUAUCAUCUUCUGCAUAUCGGCUUCGUAUUAAUUCUGUGACAAAAGAAUCUGAGAAUUUUCAAUCGGACUCCGAAGACUUUGGAAGUGUUGAUGAUGAUUCCAAGGACGGUGACGGAUGCAGCAAUGCUGGUGAUUCUGAUAAUGAUUCAGGGACUCUCGAUCCUAAUAAACUUGAGCAAAAGAACUGCCUUGAAAAUAGUAAUAACAUGUUGACAGUUUACAACGAAAUAGAUGAAAGCCAUCCGGGAGAAGCAUGGUUGUUGGGACUUAUGGAAAGUGAAUAUUCAGAUUUAAGCAUUGAAGAGAAGCUGGAAGCCUUGGUGGCUUUGCUUGAACUUCUUAGUGAUGGGGCCAGUAUCAGAAUGGAGGAGCCGAUACUGUCUGCUUCAGAAUGCGUCUCUAACAUCAAUCAUCAUGGUUCUGGAGCAAAAAUAAAGAGAUCAACAGCAAAGCAGCCCAUACAACUUGGAAGCUACUCCAGACAAAUCCUUGGUAAUUCAGAAGUAAAUACAAUGUCAGUGAUUCACCCUGUUGAUUCUUUAGCAUCUCUGUCAAACGACUGUGGGAAGAAGAAGAUCUCCAGCAAAAGAAAGGAUGGAAAAGAGAGAGAAGUUGAGGGCGAAUUACAUCCUAUGCAAUCUAUCUUUUUGGGUUCUGAUCGUAGGUACAAUAGAUACUGGCUUUUCUUGGGCCCUUGUAAUGCGAAUGAUCCCGGUCACAAGAGGAUCUAUUUUGAAUCUUCUGAAGAUGGUCACUGGGAGGUGAUAGAUACUGAAGAGGCUAUGUGCACCUUGUUGUCAGCUCUGGAUCGUAGGGGUGCAAGAGAGGCUUUCCUUCUAGCAUCUCUGGAGAAAAGAGAAGCGUCUCUUUGCCGAGCGAUGUCCAGUAUGCUGAAUGACACUGGAAUUAGGCUGUUGACACAAUCUGAUCAAUCUGAACUGAAUAUGUCUAGAGAAGACAGUUCAUCAGCCGUGUCAGAUGUUGAUAACAACCUAUUUGUGGUUGAGAUACAAAAUAAUAUUCCAGUUUCCUCUGCUGCCGUAGUUCCUGAACCUGCAAAGAAAGGAGAACAGCAAAAAGAAAAAUGGGUUCGUCUCCAAGCAUUUGAUGCGUGGCUGUGGAAUUCUUUUUAUUCUGAGCUUAACGCUGUUAAACAUAGCAGAGGGUCAUAUCUUGAAUCACUUGCUAGAUGUCAGCGUUGUCAUGAUCUAUAUUGGAGAGAUGAGAAGCACUGUAAGAUUUGCCACACCACAUUUGAGCUUGAUUUUAAUUUAGAAGAAAUAUAUGCCAUUCAUAUUGCUACAUGUCAAGAGAGUACAGACACUGAUAAGUUUCCGAAGCAUAAAGUCCUAUCAUCACAGUUGCAAUCGCUCAAAGCUGCAGUUUAUGCAAUUGAGUCAAUUAUGCCUGAAGAUGCCUUGGUGGGUGCUUGGAGAAAGUACGCUCAUAAUCUGUGGGUAAAACGAUUAAGACGGACCUCAACUUUGGUGGAGUUUUUACGGGUUCUUGCUGAUUUUGUCAAUGCCAUCAAUGAGGACUGGUUAUAUGAAUGCAACAUUGCUCUGGGUAAUAAUUCUGUCUUGGAAGAAAUCAUUGCAAAUUUUCCAACCAUGCCACAGACGUCAUCUACUGUUGCACUCUGGUUGGUAAAAUUGGAUGCGUUGAUUGCUCCCCACUUGGAAAGGGUUGAAUCUCAAAAGAAACAGGAACUGGCUUCCAGAUUUAAAGGUGUGUUUAUUUUUACCAAUCUCAUUACAAUUCCUGGGGUGUUGUUAUCUGCAUCCUAUCAGUCUUUAAAUUCUCGAUGA